Molecule: messenger RNA, 1083 nt
Organism: Cottoperca gobio
Lineage: Eukaryota; Metazoa; Chordata; Actinopteri; Perciformes; Bovichtidae
Product: neuropilin and tolloid-like protein 1
Exons: 5
Coding region: 592-1083 (163 amino acids)
Biological process (GO): positive regulation of excitatory postsynaptic potential
Cellular component (GO): postsynaptic density
Molecular function (GO): ionotropic glutamate receptor binding
Source: RefSeq, a predicted model, not a curated record
GGGAUGCACUCACAGCAGCUUUUGGAGCAGAAGCGACAAAUGAAACCCAAAAGAAAACCCACUUAAAUAAUUUAUUUUUGGGCUACCUGGUGUUUUCCUGGGAUUUUACGCACCGCUCCGGAGUGGAGAAACGCUGCAGAGAUGAGCGAUGCGUGGUUUUACAUGCUCCUGAAGGGUCCCCUCUCCUGAUAAAGGGACCAAACAAGGCUGUCCAUGAUAUUUCCCCAAAGAAGAUUGCAAAGGUGGAGCGAUUAGAGAAGGGCUGAUGACGGGACUAUUAAUCCUUUCAGUGCAUCAAAAGCACCAACGGGAAUUAGAAACGCUUGGAUGGAAAUCGGGCGAGUGUUUAGAACUGUUUUUGGUUUUAUAUGAAACUGGUGAUUAGUUCAUCUGCAAGGAUUUUUUUUUUCCCACGGAAGAUUUUAUUAAGGAGUACAUUUGUUUUUUAUUUCACCGAAAGGUUGUUUGGUAUGAGCGGUUUCCCGGAGUGAAUUUUCAGAAACUCUCUCAAUCUCUCUUUUUUUCUCUUCAAGUAUUCCUGAAUCUAAAUGGAAUUAGUUGAGUCUGAAGCCGCUUGUGAAAGGAACAGACAUGGUACAUGGGCACAGCUUCCAUCACGUUGUUGCAAGUCUUCUCAUACUUGGGUUGUCUGGAGCAACAAGAAAGGAUACAGCAGUGAAGAACAACUCUGGAGUGAAGCCUGCAGGUCAAUGUGGAACGUGGGUGAAGGAAUCAGAAGGAGGGAUCUUCACUUCUCCCAAUUACCCAAACAAAUACCCUCCAGACACAGAGUGUGUUUACAUCCUCGAAGCACCCCCGAGGCAGUGUAUUGAUCUACACUUUGAGGAGAAUUAUUCAAUCGAGUCCUCUUGGGAAUGUAAAUUUGACAACAUCGAGGUUCGGGAUGGACCGUUUGGCUUCUCCCCGAUACUUGGACGGUACUGCGGUCAGCACAGCCCGCCUGAUAUCAGGAGUAGCGGCCGAUAUCUGUGGAUAAAAUUUGUAACAGAUGGUGAACUGGAAGCGGUGGGAUUUUCAGCAAGUUACAACUUCACAGCAGAGACUCUUGCUCCCGAUGACUAA